Clonostachys rhizophaga is the source of this 1786-nucleotide messenger RNA. The record is from the annotation of a GenBank genome assembly. NCBI's taxonomy places the organism in Eukaryota, Fungi, Ascomycota, Sordariomycetes, Hypocreales, Bionectriaceae.
AUGAGCGCAGCUGCUAUGUCCGGCUUGUUUCUGGGUGUAGCUUCGCGUCCCCAGAAGCAAAGUGAGCCUGCCUGUCGCUACCUACCCGGAGACUGUCACUGGCCCAAGGAUGAGAAAUGGAAUCGUCUCAACGACACAACUGGAGGCAAGCUUAUUCGCAGUUUUCCCUUGGCGCAAGCCUGCCAUAUGCCAAUCUUUGACCCGGGAAGUGAUAUAUGUAUUGGUGUCCAGAAGCAAUGGACAUCGGGACAGACAUAGUCCGUAACCCCCCAUGUCUUUACCUCCGAUCUGCACAUUAAACUUGAAAGCUUACAUAGAGUUUAGCUAUGAAAACUCGGUCCAUGUCAUGUCCCCGUACUGGCUUAAUGGAUCCUGCAGUCCCUUUGAGGCCUCGAAUACUGGCUGCACUUUGGGUAAUAUUGCAGUGUACGCUUUGGAGAUCGACGGUCCUGCCACUGUCAAAGCCGGAUUGGAAUUCGCCAGGGAAAACAACAUUAGGCUUUCUAUUAAGAAUACGGGACAUGAUUAUUUGGGAAGAUCAUCUGGUCGAGGGUCCUUGGCACUGUGGACUCACAAGCUAAAGGACAUAACAUUUCUCGACUAUAGCAGCCCUCACUACUCAGGACCAGCCCUCAGAGUUGGUGCCGGCAUCCAGUUCUCAGAGGCUUACUCUGCGGCAGAGACCCAUGGCCUCCGCAUAACGGGUGGAUAUUGCCCUACGGUUGGGUUUGCUGGAGGCUACGUCCAGCACGGCGGGCACGGUCCUCUGGCAGCAAGCUAUGGGUUGGCCGCCGACAACGCUUUGGAAUUCGAAGUCGUAACCACCGAUGGGCGUCAUCUGACCGCCUCGGCCACUGAGAACUCGGACUUGUACUGGGCCCUGAGUGGCGGUGGCCCUGGCAACUACGGUGUCGUCUUGUCUUUGACGACCAAGGCGUAUGCUGAUGGUCCAACUGCUGGUGCGACACUAGCAUUUAUCAAUACAGACCCGGAUAAAUACUGGAAGGCUGUAGGGGCUUUUCAGUCUCACCUCCUCGCGUUGGAUGAAAUCCACGGGUUUGCAACGUCCUGGGGUUUGGAUAACCAAGCCUUUUCAGUUGACGUUGCCACGCUGCCAAAUGGAACCCAAUCCGACAUUCAAGCAGCUUUGAAUCCAUUUAUCAAACAACUAGAACAUAUUGGUCUAGCUUUAGCGAAGUAUAACACCACGUUAUUCCCUAGCUUCUACUCCCAUUACAAACAUUACGAAUUUCCUCCCGAGAUCUACUCAACCAACAACACCCUUGGCGGUUGCCUUGUCCCACGUUCGACCAUAAAGAAUAGCCUACCGCAGCUCAUUGAUGCAUUUUGCCAAAUAGCAGAGAGCCCUCAGUUUCCGGUGAAGCGUAGCAGCGGAAACUCGGUCAGCGUCUCUCGGCAACGUAUCUAUCAGGACCUCACCCGGAAUGCCGUGCUUCCUGCGUGAAGAGACGCUCUGUACACGAUGAGCGUUGGCGUCCAAACUAGCCCCGAACUAUCCUCAGCUGAACUAGCCGUAGUUCAACAACAAGUCAAUAAGUGGCAAGAUCUCUUCCGCCCCUUGAGACCCGGCGGAGGAGCCUAUGCGAGCGAGGCCACCUUCGAUAACCCCAAUUGGAAAGAGGACUACUUCGGGCGGAACUACGACCGUCUGCUUAAGAUUAAGAUGAAAUACGACCCCAAGUUCGCUCUCUGGCAGCAUACAUCUGUUGGUGCUGACGCUUACUGGAAGGUUACCGAAGCUGGACGACUGUGCCGUGUCCCCUAA